CGAAGGGUUCUAACAUAAAAGUAUGAAGUUACUAGUUCUUCUGUUAAUUGCCGAAAUUUCAAUAAGUUUUGGUCUUGAAUUCCAUUGCGAGUUCAAGUUUAGUCAAAAUUAUGGAUUAAUCGGUUCAGUUUAUCAAUGCAAGACAUCCAAUCCAAAUUUUGGAUUAUCAGAUCCAGUUCUGUAUAAAAUAUCUGGAAAUCCAACAACUGGAUUUACUCAUAGAGAUGUGAAAUUAGUAGAAAUUGAUGGCGCUGAGAAUCUUAUUUAUAUUCCACAAGAUAUGUCCAAUCCAGGACUAUUUCCUAACCUGAUUGCAUUAAAAAUGUCCAAUACUGGCUUAAAGCAUCUCUCAGGAACUCAAUUGAAUGACUACAGAAAUUUAAUGUGGCUGUCGUUGAGUUACAAUCAAAUUAUUGAAGUUCCUGAUAAUUUCUUCCAAUUCACAACAAAUUUAAGAUUCAUUGACUUCAAUUCAAACAGCAUAUCAAUUGUUGGAUUUGAUGCAUUGAGUCCAAUCAAUCACCAGACAUUGGUUUAUGUUGGAUUCAAGAACAACACUUGCAUUGACAAGGAAUACUCGCCAAUGGAUGGAAACUUUUACAGCUUCUUGUAUGAUUUGCAAUACGAUUGUCAGUUUAUCGAAACCACACCUAUUCCAACAACUUCUAUAUUGCCUCCAACAGAACCUCCAACCUAUCCUCCACCCACAUUCAUCCCUACAAACCCAACACCAUCGACAACUGCCUCACCAAACUGUCAGAAUGUGGAUAUUGGAGAAGAAGUUUGCAAAUUGAAUCAUGAAAUCAGGAAUUUGGCACAAGUUAUUGAAAAACGUGACCAGGUUUUCCAAAAAUAUGAAGAUGUGCUUCUUUAUGUCCAGGAAACAUUAAAGAAUAUUAAUAAGUUGCUCAAUAAUAAAUUCAGUCUGACUGGAUUUAGUGAUUGAAGGAUAUGGC
Molecule: messenger RNA, 956 nt
Organism: Chironomus riparius
Lineage: Eukaryota; Metazoa; Arthropoda; Insecta; Diptera; Chironomidae
Source: the annotation of a GenBank genome assembly